Phasianus colchicus (ring-necked pheasant) is the source of this 1933-nucleotide messenger RNA. It is a transcript of the gene FOXC2, whose product is annotated as forkhead box C2. Gene Ontology annotation, biological process: regulation of transcription by RNA polymerase II; cell differentiation; anatomical structure morphogenesis. NCBI's taxonomy places the organism in Eukaryota, Metazoa, Chordata, Aves, Galliformes, Phasianidae. The record is from RefSeq and is a predicted model, not a curated record. Gene Ontology annotation, molecular function: DNA-binding transcription factor activity, RNA polymerase II-specific; RNA polymerase II cis-regulatory region sequence-specific DNA binding.
UCCUUCCCCCGCCCCCUCCUCCCUCCCUCUAGGUGUGCCCAUCAGAAUCACAGUCAUAACGAGGGAGGGAGCGACCCGCCUGCCCCCGGCUGCCCCAAGGAUGCUGCUGCGGUGCCGCUGGGACUGAGAUCGCAGCCGAGGCUCGCUCUGUCUCUCUCCCCUCUUCCUUCCCCGCAGAGGGUGAGGCCCUUCCUCUCGCACUCUUCCUCCUCCUCCUCCUCUCCAUGAUGCAGGCUCGCUAUUCCGUCUCGGACCCCAACGCUUUGGGAGUGGUGCCCUAUUUAAGCGAGCAGAACUACUACCGGACGGCGGGGACGUACGGCGGCAUGGGCAACCCCAUGAGCGUGUAUUCAGGCCACGCCGAGCAGUACGCGGCGGGCAUGGGGCGAUCCUACGGCCCCUACCACCCGCACCAACCCGCCGCCCCCAAGGACCUGGUGAAGCCGCCCUACAGCUACAUUGCCCUCAUCACUAUGGCCAUCCAGAACGCCCCCGACAAGAAGAUCACGCUCAAUGGGAUUUACCAGUUCAUCAUGGACCGUUUCCCCUUCUACCGCGAGAACAAGCAGGGCUGGCAGAACAGCAUCCGUCACAACCUGUCUCUCAACGAGUGCUUCGUCAAGGUGCCCCGCGACGACAAGAAGCCGGGCAAGGGCAGCUAUUGGACCCUGGACCCCGAUUCCUAUAACAUGUUCGAAAACGGCAGCUUCCUGCGGCGCCGGAGACGCUUCAAGAAGAAGGACGUGUCCAAAGAGAAGGAGGAGGCCCGGGAGCGGCUGCUGAAGGAGCAGCCCAAACCCCCCGGGCUGCCCGGCGCCGACCUCCCCAAGGAAGCUUCCUCCUCGUCCUCUUCCUCCUCGGCCUCCGAGAAAAAAGUGGUGAUCAAGAGCGAGACGGCGUCCCCGGAGCUGCCGGUGAUCACCAAAGUGGAGACGCUGAGCCCGGGGAGCGGCGGGGGACUCCGGGACAGCCCCCGAAGCGCCGCCUCGCCUCCCGCCGCCUCCCCCGAAGGUUCGCUGCCCGAGCAACACCCGGCCGGCAACGGGCUGCCGGGCUUCAGCGUGGAGAACAUCAUGACCCUGCGGACAUCCCCCGCGGGGGACCUGAGCCCGGUGAGUGCCGCCUCGGGCAGGACGGGGACCGGCAUGCCGCUGGUUUACCCCACGUCGGGGCAGCCGUCGGGUUACAGCGCGGCGUGCAGCCAGGCGCUGGACACUAGUGGGAGCUACCACUGCAGCAUGCGGGCCAUGAGCCUUUACAGCGGCGAGAGGCCGGGCCACAUGUGCGUGCCCCCCGCGGCGCUGGAGGAAGGUUUGGCCGAGCAUCCCACCGGCGCCCCGUCGCCCCUCGGGGCCCUCAGCCUGCCGUCUGGGCAAGAGGGAGCGUUGGGAGCCGGGCAUCCGCACGGAGGCACUGCGGCGGGGCAACCCGCAGCAUCGUGGUACCUCAAUCACGGAGCCGAGUUGAGUCACCUGCCCGGUCACACGUUCGGGUCUCAGCAGCAGACUUUCCCUAACGUGCGGGAAAUGUUCACGUCGCAUCGGUUGGGGAUGGAGAGCGAACAUCAGGUGAGCAGCAACUCUGCCUGUCAGAUUCCCUACAGGUCCGCGCCUUCACUAUAUCGCCACGCCGCCCCCUAUUCCUACGACUGCACUAAGUACUGAGUAGCUCCCCCCGCCCCCCCAACCCCCUAUCCUUCCCCUAGAGCCAUCCGCCAAAAAAUAAUAAUUAAAAAAAAUUAAAAAUUAAAAAAAAAAGCAAUAAAAUACUAAAAGGAAAAAAAAAAUAAUCAAUAACUAAAAAAAAGUAGCAAUCAGGUGGAAUAAAAACGCAUCAAACCCUUCAGACCGAGGGGAAAAAAAUAAUAAAAACAUAAAACGUAAAUCCUCUCCGUGGAGCUGUGGGACAUGGGGGUGCAGAUCCCAAGUUCUGU